AGCUCAUCCUAGAGGGGCUGCUAAAUAUCUACUGGGGUCUUCGCCGACCGAUAAGACUUCAGAUGUUCGAUGACAAUGAAAGAUUUCGACUCAACAGAAACGAUAAAUCUGUACAGCCAUCAGCAGAGUCCAACAAUAACUCCCCGAGCAGUGAAACCAGACCAGCUGYCGGUGAGCUGGGUGGUCAGGAGGAAGAGGACUCCCCUCAGCUGCUGAGGACCAGGAGRGACGCCUCCUUCAUGCGCACCCAGAGACGGUCCAACACACACUCCGCCAGAGACCUGCAGCGCCUGCGCGCGCACAGGUUCUCCAUCAACGGGCACUUUUACAACCACAAGACGUCUGUGUUCACCCCAGCCUAUGGUUCAGUCACUAACGUACGCGUAAACAGCUCGAUGACAACGGAACAAGUCCUCAACCUGRUGCUGCACAAGUUUAGGGUGGAGAAUAACUCAGAUGAGUUUGUACUUUAUAUGGUGCAUGAGUCUG
Messenger RNA from Austrofundulus limnaeus, 489 nucleotides. Its product is annotated as ras association domain-containing protein 4. Gene Ontology annotation, biological process: signal transduction. NCBI's taxonomy places the organism in Eukaryota, Metazoa, Chordata, Actinopteri, Cyprinodontiformes, Rivulidae. The record is from RefSeq and is a predicted model, not a curated record.